UGGCAAUGGUGAGGAUAUGGAAUUUUUGCCAAAAAAAUGGGUGGAAGUAAAAAGGCAUCUGUGUGAGUGUGUAAAUAUCUGAUCUCCCUUUUUAGCCCUCUCCAGGGGCACCCUAGAAUAAGAUCUUCUCCCCAGCAUCUUCUGUUUCCUGGAGAGUGUUUCCUGCUACCUCGGAUUUGCCAUGACAGGCUGGAGCUGCCUUGUGACAGGAGCAGGAGGGUUUCUGGGUCAGAGGAUCAUCUGCCUGUUAGUGGAGGAGACAGAGCUGAAGGAGAUCAGGGCCUUGGACAGGGCCUUCAGACCAGGAUUGAGGGAGGAAUUUUCUAAACUCCAGAACAAGACCAAGCUGACAGUGCUGGAAGGAGACAUUCUGGAUGAGCCAUUCCUGAAGAGAGCCUGCCAGGACGUCUCGGUCGUCAUCCACACCGCCUGUAUCACUGAUGUCUUCGGAGUCACUCACAGACAGUCUAUCAUGAAUGUCAAUGUGAAAGGUACGCAGCUCCUGUUGGAGGCCUGUGUCCAAGCUACUGUGCCAGUCUUCAUCUACACCAGUACCCUACAGUUAGCCGGGCCCAACUCCUACAAGGAAAUCAUUGAGAAUGCCCAUGAAGAUGACCUUCUGGAAAACACAUGGUCUGCUCCAUAUCCAUACAGCAAAAAGCUUGCUGAGAAGGCUGUGCUGGCAGCUAAUGGGUGGACUCUGAAAAAUGGUGAUACCUUGUACACUUGUGCCUUAAGACCCACGUAUAUCUAUGGGGAAGGAGGCCCAUUCCUUUCUGCCAAUAUAAAUGAGGCCCUGAACAACAAUGGGAUCCUGUCGAGUGUCAGCAAGUUCUCCACAGCCAACCCAGUCUAUGUUGGCAACGUGGCCUGGGCCCACAUUCUGGCCUUGAGGGCCCUGUGGGACCCCAAGAAGGCCCCAAGUGUCCUAGGACAGUUCUACUACAUCUCAGAUGACACGCCUCACCAAAGCUAUGAUAACCUUAAUUACAUCCUGAGCAAAGAGUUCGGCCUCUGCCUUGAUUCCAGAUGAAGCCUUCUUUUAUCCCUGAUGUACUGGAUUGGCUUCCUGCUGGAAAUAGUGAGCCUCCUGCUCAGGCCAAUUUGCACCUAUCAACCGCCCUUCGACUGCCACACAGUGACAUUGUCAAAUAGCAUGUUCACCUUCUCUUACAAGAAGGCUCAGCGAGAUCUGGCAUAUAAGCCACUUUACAGCUGGGAGGAAGCCAAGCAGAAAACCAUGGAGUGGGUUGGUUCCCUUGUGGACCGGCACAAGGAGAACCUGAAGUCCAAGACUCAGUGCUUUAAGGAUGACAGAGAUGUGCAUGUGGGUAUUGUUAGGAGAUGUCAUCAAGCUCCAUCCUCCUGGCUUCAUAUAGAAUGUGACAAGGGCAUAAGCCCAGGUCCUGCUGCCUCCCUUUCACACAAUGCCCAACUUAUUGUCUUCCUCGUGUCAUCAAAACCUGCCCAUUCCCUGACCCAACCGGAAGCUUUCUGUCCUAAUCAUACACCAGAGGACAGACAAUGUGAUUUGCUUUUUCCAAAUCUCAGUGGCUGAUUCUGAACAACUGUGGUCUCUUUUAUCUUAAGGGUCUCUUUUAACUGCUAGAGCUCUCCAUUUCUCCUCCUAAAAGAGAAGGAUUUCUUUUCUUUUAAGUCUCCUAUUUCUU
This is a messenger RNA of Gorilla gorilla gorilla (western lowland gorilla), 1670 nucleotides long. Its product is annotated as 3 beta-hydroxysteroid dehydrogenase/Delta 5-->4-isomerase type 1-like. The record is from RefSeq and is a predicted model, not a curated record. Gene Ontology annotation, biological process: steroid biosynthetic process. The transcript is spliced from 3 exons. Gene Ontology annotation, molecular function: oxidoreductase activity, acting on the CH-OH group of donors, NAD or NADP as acceptor. Lineage: Eukaryota; Metazoa; Chordata; Mammalia; Primates; Hominidae.